CUAACAAUUUCUAUUUUUCUUCCCAACUCAAAUUAUUAUUACUAACCCUUAGAUAUAUGAAUCAAUUUGGGCAACUUGAUUGAGUAAACCUUACCCAAAUGGGAAUAUAACAAGACAAUGACAGCUACCUUCAACAAAGACAACUAACAGCCACCUUCAAGAAUGACAACCAACAUAAAAUUUUCAUAUAUCAAGAAGCAAAUCACCCAUCUCCAAUUUCAUUUUGUGAAUCCUAAAUUCCUAACACCCUUACCUUAAACCACAUGGCAACUUUCUCCAACAUAGAUACUUUACCAGAUGAUUGUGUUUCAAAAAUUCUGUCUUACACAUCUCCACCAGACGCAUGUAGUUUCUCUAUGGUUUCCUCAACUCUCCAAUCACCUGCUAACUCUGACACACUCUGGAGAACCUUCUUGCCCUCUGAUUAUCAUCACAUCCUCUCAAGAAUCCUCAAUCCUUUAACUCUGCAGUCUUCUUCAUAUAAACAUCUCUUCUACUCUCUCUCCCAACAACCUCUUCUCCUAGACAAAGGCAACAUCAGUUUUAAAUUGGAUAAGUGUUCGGGUAAAAAAUCAUAUAUGUUAUCUGCAAGAGAAUUGUCAAUAACAUGGAGCAAUGAUCCAAUGUAUUGGAGCUGGAGACCAACGACUGAAUCAAGAUUUGCUGAGGUGGCAGAGCUAAGAACAAUAAGCUGGUUAGAAAUCAAAGGCAAAAUAAGAACCAAAAUUCUAACACCAAACACAUCAUACGCAGUUUAUCUCAUCACAAAGGUUUCACAUCGUGUGUACGGACUUGAUUCUGCUCCAGCUGAGGUAUCAGUUUCAGUGGCCAACAAAGUGCAAAAUUCUAAGGCAUAUUUGUAUAAUAAAUUUGAGGAUACUCAAUCUUGUGAGAAUCGAAGGAAAGUGGAAGUAAAGAAAGAUAAUUGUGAUGAGGGGAUUCAAGUUCCGUCGAAAAGAGAUGAUGGAUGGAUGGAAAUUGAAUUGGGUGAGUUUUUCUGUAGUGAAGAUGAUGAAGAGGUUAAGAUGAGUGUUAUGGAGGUUGGUUAUAGAUUGAAGGGUGGUCUCAUUGUUGAAGGAAUUGAAGUUAGACCUAAACAUGUUUGACUAAUCAGAGCAAAACAAAACAGAGGGCAAAGGUAUUUUUUUUUUAUAGUUUUUUUUUGUGUACAAUAAUAACAUUCUUGUAUUGCCAAGUAAUUUUGUGAAUAAAAUAUAUAAAAAAAGAGAUGGAUAAAUGUGUAAUUAUAAUACCUAGUGAAUUCUUUGUAAAAUUAUAUAUUAUUAUUGAAACUUAUUUUUUUUCUAUUUUAAUAGACCAUUAUUUUACCCCGUGCGAUGCACGUGUUUAGGCGGGAUUUUGGUCUAAAGUUAGCGCCUAAAUAUGUAUUCUGUUUUAAUAUAUUAAAGAUCAGUGUAUAUUAAUAAAUUUUUUGUUGAAAGAUACUUAUUUGAUGAAAGAUUAAUUAUAAGAGACUACCACUUUAUUAUAGGAGAUUCACAUACUUAAAUUAACUAGUGAUGGGUAUUGAUGAAGUAACUUG
Vicia villosa (hairy vetch) is the source of this 1543-nucleotide messenger RNA. Its product is annotated as F-box protein PP2-B15-like. The transcript is spliced from 3 exons. The record is from RefSeq and is a predicted model, not a curated record. Bases 264 to 1106 code for a protein of 280 amino acids. Gene Ontology annotation, molecular function: protein binding. Lineage: Eukaryota; Viridiplantae; Streptophyta; Magnoliopsida; Fabales; Fabaceae.